CGGCCCUCUCAUCCCGUUUUCUAGUUUCUCUCUCGUAUUUGGCAUUAUCGACACUGAACCUAGAGACCAUGGCCGAUUCCCCGUCGCAGACGCCGGCCUCCGCCGAAUCCGAAGAAGGGGUGGACAGGUCGGAGUACUGGUGCUAUAACUGUAACAAGCGCGUGGCUGUCGAAACCCUAGCCAAUCUGCCAGACGUUAUCUGCCACGAGUGCAAGAAUGGUUUCGUCGAGUCAAUCCCAGCCACCUCACCUCCUCCGUCGGCUCCGCCUUCUAUAACAUCCGAUCAGGCGGACGAUCCUUCAUUUGGUUCGCAGUUCCUUCAGGUGCUCCGGUUAAUUGCGCAGGCGGCGCAGGAUGAGGAUGCACCGCCACCACCGCCUCAGGAUCAUAAUCCUGGAGACGAUUUUCUCAGAAUUGAGCUUGAUGGAUGGGACAAUGACGAGGAUGAAGACUAUUUCGAUGGCGAUGAUGCGAACGAGAACGAGAACCAAGAAAACAGAGGCGAAGGGGAAGACAACAGAGGAAGAGAAAUGAAUGAGGUAUCUGAUGAAGAAAAUGAAGAGAACAGAGACGAAGAUGAGGAAGAUCCGAGGCGUAGGCGUCAAGAUGUCCUCCGUCUCCGACUCCGUGAUUUAGCGACCCGUCCAAGGACCGGGCGCAACCGGAUCCUUGAUUGGGCCGAGAUCCUGAUGGGACUGGAGGAUAAUUCAAUCGAGUUUCGAUUUGAAGUUCCAGAAUCAGACCGCUAUGUCGGAAAUCCGGAGGACUACGUGGAUGCAGCUGGAUAUGAGGCCUUGCUGCAGAACCUGGCGGAGAGCGAUGGAGGGAGGAGAGGGGCUCCACCGGCCUCCAAAUCUGCUAUCUCAGGGCUGCCAAAGGUGAAGAUCCUAUUGGAGGAGGAGGUUAUGCUCUGUGCUAUAUGUAAGGAUAUGGUUAAUGUUGGUGACACGGCGACGAAGUUGCCGUGUGGACAUGGGUAUCAUGCUGAUUGCAUUGUGCCGUGGCUGGGUUCCAGGAAUUCUUGCCCCGUCUGUAGGUUUGAGCUGCCAACCGAUGAUGCUGAGUACGAGGAAGAGAGGAAGAAGAAGUUUACCCCCAGGGUUGGCGGAGCUUCAGGUUCAGGUGGAGAUAGUUCUGGUUCCAGUUAAUUCCUCAUGGGCUCAACACCAAUGAAUUGCACAUUCAGACGUGCAAAGAAGUCAAGUUACAGGAUGUCUGGCGCUUGUUGUUGUAAUGCUAAUUCGACAUGGAAUAAUGUUUGUAUAUAACCUAAGAAUCUUUUUUUCUUUUUUCUUUUUUUUUUCUACUUCACACCCCUCCUCUUUUCUUCUCUCCCCCCUCAUCUUCAAAACCCCAACUUUUUUGCUGUUUAACUUGAAGUAUGGCAUGGAAAGCAACCAGGGGCAAGCAUAGCCUUUGUUGGUGUGGAUAAUCAAAAUUGUCCCGAAUUGCUUAUUGAAAUUGUACCUGGAUGAGUUACUUUGCAUGCAGAUUGUGACACCACACCGCUUAAAUUGAGUAGUAGCAGACUUGGCUGUUGAGCAUUUCUGAA
Molecule: messenger RNA, 1552 nt
Organism: Tripterygium wilfordii
Lineage: Eukaryota; Viridiplantae; Streptophyta; Magnoliopsida; Celastrales; Celastraceae
Product: E3 ubiquitin-protein ligase CIP8-like
Exons: 2
Coding region: 69-1148 (359 amino acids)
Biological process (GO): protein ubiquitination
Cellular component (GO): cytoplasm
Molecular function (GO): ubiquitin protein ligase activity
Source: RefSeq, a predicted model, not a curated record